CUCCUUGUCAAGUAUACCCCAGCUCAAUGUAAAGCAAUUUUGAAAGCAGCCGACGACGCUUUAGUAAAAACCAUUUGUGAGUGUGUAUUCAACGUAGUUAAAGAAACAGUCCCUAUCAGUAAACCGGCAAAGAGAAAACUUCUUAAGCACAAGAAAGCCUUGACUGCUUUAGCUGAAAAGAGUACCCCGCUAAACAAGAAAAAGCAAAUCUUGGUACAACACGGAGGAAACUUUUUAAGUGUUUUGCUACCUCCCGUUCUUCGGGUGUUGAGCUCGCUUCUUACUUAAGAUGAAUCAUACAAGACGCAUGGUUCUUGUUCCUGAGAACACUCUGGAGCGAUUGCAGCAACGUCAGCAGAUAUUAACACCACCUGUAACACAAACUCUGAAAAAUCUGGAUAGCCAAAUGGGGGAUAUUUUAGAAAAUAAACAGCUUGAUGAUGAGGAAAAGGCGAAGCUUUACAAUCAGGUGUUGCAACGGUACUUGACUUAUUACGAUCAGCGGAAAGGCCAGCCUCUCCAUGUGAAGUUAAUGACCCCUAAAACAACAGAAACCCCCAAACCAGUUGAGAACGCAGAAUCUACAGAGGAAGCUUCUCCAGAUAAUUUUCUUCCAACCGCAGUAGAGCUAGAGGUCAUGAAAAGUGUACCGAAAAUUUACAAAGCUGGGGCUAGACAGUUGUUGGAUAAAAUUAAAAAACACCAGGAUGUGUUACAUUGGAAUGAUAAAGGAGAGCUGUUGUAUGUAAACAAACCAAUCCCAGGUUCUCAUGUUGUCGACCUAGUCAACGACACAUUGCGUCACCGAAAAGGAUUUGAACCAGUGGGGUGGUCAGUGUUUGCGAGGGGCCUAGCGCGAAUGAAUGUCCCCGAAAACUUGGUUCGUAAUCCCCAACGUCAGAGUGCCAUAAGAGAGUUUAAAGCAAGGGUGCGAGAGGAGACCCCAGAAAGUCGUUCGCGUUGGCUACCUACCCCACCUGUGACGUUAUCUUCUGUCAAAAAGCAGAGGCGCAGAGUCGAGAGUCCUCGCCCUCAGGAUGUUCUAUGGUUACGAUUAUAA
Molecule: messenger RNA, 1060 nt
Organism: Porites evermanni
Lineage: Eukaryota; Metazoa; Cnidaria; Anthozoa; Scleractinia; Poritidae
Source: the annotation of a GenBank genome assembly